Messenger RNA from Microbotryum saponariae, 1404 nucleotides. Lineage: Eukaryota; Fungi; Basidiomycota; Microbotryomycetes; Microbotryales; Microbotryaceae. The record is from the annotation of a GenBank genome assembly.
AUGGCGCACGACUUCCUCGUUGAUCACAGCAAAACCUCAAUGGACGAUUAUGUGAGCCCAGCUGCUUUCUUUGGAGCGAGUUUGAUGGCGGCGGCGAGCUAAAGCUGUGCCUUUCAAACUAUCUGCCUAAAAAUGGGCCAGCUGCCAGAUCUGGCCAACAUGGCAACCGUCUUGGCGACCGGCAUCCUAUCGCACAAUUGUCCCAUGAACCAAGAAGCAAUCGAUUUUUCCAUAACGGAAAAUGGCAAGGCUCAAUUGAGCACAGCGUAUAUAUUCUCUACGAUGACCGUACCGGGCAGGUUCAAGAGGUUAGUCAAUCCAGAGAUCUCGAACUCCUCUCUCACGUCUGUCUAGAGACUCUGCUGACCCCGCCGUGGUGCUUGGGCAGGACCGGAUCAGAGGACGCGCAACAUUGGACAUGGCCCUCGUCGAUGCCAUAGCUCAUAUCGCUUGCAAACAAGGUGGCCACCUCUUCGUCUACGACAACAGCCGUCUGCACGCUGAAGCCGAGUACGUCGUCAAGUAUAAUCUCGGCUCCGACGUUGUCUACCGCUCUGUACAGCGACUCGCUGUCCACCCAACCGGUUGUCGACGCGAUCGGGCGAGGUAACAUUUGACUGACCUGAGUCGUGCUCCAGGUACCACUACGGAGCCAAGGUAUUGCGACGCCUUAGGGCCGACACAUUCAACGCAACCUGAACAAUGGCAUUGAUGCCGGUGGUGGAAGCUACGCGCCCGACCUGGGUGGAUUCGACCAGCUUGGCUUGACCACCCUGAUGUAUGCCAUUAAAGAAUGUGUCUGUCAGUCUACCUGUUCCAAAUUUCCGGUUAUUCAUUCGGCUUUCGGUUCUCAUCUCGUGUUCAGUGAAGAGGUCGGUCCCUUUAGGCUCCUUGACGACAGGUAGCUUCUCGGCCGCCGAGAAGCGAUCAGAUCUUCUCACCGGGCUUCCAUAUUUUUCGGACUAUCCCUGUCCUUACUUUGUAUUACUCAGUAUCUUGGUUAUACUACAGGGUGAGUGUACAAGCUUUUAUCAUCGUGAAGGUUUGCCUAUCAGCAAGACUGCGGCGAAGGGGGCACCAAGCCGUCGAAGUCCGAAGCUGAACCCGUUGCAUGGAUUUGGGAUGCGUGGGCCAAACUGCGCAGGUCAGCAUACUAGGUACCUCCGCUUCCCCAAGGCGUAGUUCUCCCUCCAGUGGACAUGAUCUGCUUCCGUGGGAACUUGUGACUCCCUUACCUUGGCUGGUCACAAAUAUACUCACAGUCACGCAGCCUGCCGACCUCCGAAGCCCGACGGCCCGAGUAACAUCGAAGUGCCCGCAACUACCGAAGAUUAUGCCUGCGGUGACCCACUAGGAAAUAGACGCAACAAGAUGUCUCGCGGUAGUAGACUUACUUCUGUGUAG